Messenger RNA from Lycium barbarum (goji berry), 2133 nucleotides. Its product is annotated as polyadenylate-binding protein 2-like. The record is from RefSeq and is a predicted model, not a curated record. Gene Ontology annotation, cellular component: cytosol; nucleus; ribonucleoprotein complex. The transcript has 3 exons. Bases 211 to 2133 code for a protein of 640 amino acids. NCBI's taxonomy places the organism in Eukaryota, Viridiplantae, Streptophyta, Magnoliopsida, Solanales, Solanaceae. Gene Ontology annotation, molecular function: mRNA 3'-UTR binding; poly(U) RNA binding; poly(A) binding.
CCCUCAACCCUAAAAAAACCGAAAAAUUCUCUUUUUCUCAGUUUCAAUCGGAUCUAAAAUCAACAUUUUCUAUCCCCAUUUUACCCUUUACCUUUACCAAAAAAUCCCUACAUUUAGGGUUCCCUUAUCAUCACAGUACCAACACACUGAAAAAAGAAAAAAGAAAAAAAGUAAAAACAAAAAAUUUUGUUCUUAGAAGGUUCUGAAAAAAUGGCACAGAUUCAAGUUCAACAUCAGAGUCCAGUUGGAGGAAAUGGCGUGGCGGCGGCUACAGGUGCCACGUUGGCGGCGGCGGCGGCGGCGGCGCCAGGUGGAGCGGCGGCGGCGGCGGGGAAUAGUCAGUUUACAUCCACGUCACUGUAUGUUGGUGACCUGGAAUUUAAUGUGACAGAUUCACAGUUGUAUGAUUUGUUUAAUCAAGUGGGACAGGUGGUAUCAGUUAGGGUUUGUAGAGAUCUUAGUACAAGGAGAUCUCUUGGUUAUGGUUAUGUUAACUACAGUAACCCUCAAGAUGCUGCAAGGGCAAUGGAGAUGUUGAACUUCACUCCUGUCAAUGGAAAGUCCAUUAGGGUGAUGUACUCUCACAGGGAUCCCACUCUUCGUAAGAGUGGAUCAGCAAACAUAUUUAUUAAGAACUUGGACAAGUCAAUUGACAACAAAGCUUUACAUGACACCUUUUCAAGCUUCGGCAACAUUCUUUCUUGCAAGAUAGCUACUGAUUCUAAUGGCCAGUCAAAGGGUUAUGGUUUUGUACAAUUUGACAACGAAGAAUCUGCUCAAGGUGCCAUAGAUAAGUUAAAUGGUAUGCUGAUGAAUGAUAAACAAGUGUAUGUUGGACAUUUUCUUCGCAAACAGGAAAGAGACUCUACAACUGGCACGACAAAAUUCUACAAUGUCUAUGUGAAAAAUUUGGCUGACUCUACAACUGAUGAUGAGUUGAAGAGUGUUUUUGGUGAGUACGGGAUUAUUACUAGUGCAGUAGUGAUGAGGGAUGCAGAUGGAAAGUCCAAGGGCUUUGGGUUUGUCAAUUUUGAGAAUGCAGAUGAUGCUGCUAAAGCUGUUGAAUCUUUAAACGGAAAGAAAUUUGAUGAGAAAGAGUGGUAUGUUGGGAAAGCACAAAAAAAAUCUGAAAGAGAGCAAGAAUUGAAAAGCAAGUUUGAGCAAACUGCCAAGGAGGCGGUUGAUAAAUACCAAGGUGUUAAUUUGUAUGUUAAAAAUUUAGAUGACACCAUUGAUGAUGAGAAGCUCAAGGAGCUUUUUUCGGAGUAUGGUACGAUAACUUCAUGCAACGUUAUGCGGGAUCCAAGUGGAAUCAGCAGGGGAUCUGGAUUUGUUGCCUUCUCUACUUCUGAAGAAGCUUCCAGAGCUCUUUCUGAGAUGAACGGAAAAAUGAUAGUUAGCAAGCCACUCUAUGUUGCACUAGCACAGCGGAAAGAGGAGAGAAGAGCAAAGUUACAGGCACAAUUUUCACAACUGCGACCAGUGGCAAUGCCCCCAUCACUUGCUCCUCGCAUGCCAAUUUACCCUCCUGGUGCCCCUGGGAUUGGACAGCAGCUAUUUUAUGGGCAAGGCCCCCCUGCUCUACUUCCUCCCCAGGCUGGGUUUGGCUAUCAACAACAGCUUGUUCCUGGAAUGCGUCCUGGAGGAGCUCCUAUGCCGAACUUCUUCAUGCCGAUGGUCCAACAAGGACAACAGGGUCAGCGCCCAGGUGGUCGACGAGGAGCAGGGCCUGUGCAACAAAAUCAACAGGCUAUGCCCAUGAUGCAGCAGCAGAUGAUGCCAAGGGGAAGAAUGUACCGCUACCCACCUGGUCGUAAUGUGCCAGAGGGGCCAAUGCCAGGUGUUGCCGGGGGUACGCUCUCUGUUCCAUAUGAUAUGGGUGGUAUGCUUCCUCGCGAUGCUGCAAUGGGGCAGCCUAUGCCAAUUUCAACAAAUAAGAAAAGCUGCAUCCUAAUGACUUUCACAGGAAGAAUCCAUAAACUAACUUACCACACUCAUAAGAAAAGAAAUGUCAGGGGUUUAGCAUUCAAAUAUGUAGGAGUGUCAAUGGGUUUAUAUCCUAUCACUACUGUCUCCUCAAGAAUGUAUAAGGCUUACUUGCAUUGUGAAAUAACAAUACCUGAUCUGUAUUGA